AUGUUAGUGGAACCUUCCUUCCUGUGGCUUUCCCUGUGCGUCCUCCCCUUCACCCUCCUUGCUCUGGUGCUGCUUGCUCUGGGGGCCAAGUUUCGUGAAGGCUCGGCCCCUCACCUCGCCAUCACUCUCAUCGGCGACGGCCUCUUGAUUCCCGUCGGGAUCGCUUCAUCAUUGCUGUUGCGCAGGGGAUCAGAGGUCCUUUCUGUCCUCUUCAUCUCAACUUUGUUCGCGCAAAGAGUCAACCAGAUUAUCAAGAAAGCAUUCGCUAGGCCACGUCCUCCAAUCGAAUGGCCGGACAGUUUCCAAGGGAGAGGGCAAUGGCUCAACGUGAGGGCGUGGACUGUGCAUGAGGGAAGACAGAACAAGGGCUGCCUGCCGCAGGACCUCGAAUCCUUCCCAUCCGGCGACAGCGCACAAGGAGGAGCUCUCCUAUCUGCCCUGAUGAUCCUCGCCCCGCCUCCCUGCAAGAGUCUCCUCCUCCUAGCCAUGCUGGCGGUGGCGCUGGGCAGAACGUACUUUGGGUGCCACUGGCUCCUCGACUCCAUCAGCGGGCUGGUGCAGGGGAUGCUCUGUUCUUCUGUCCUCCGCCUGUGCGGAUUGCUGCAAGGAGAUGGGAGAAUCCUGUUCAAUUUCGUAGGAGGAGCAAUCUGUUACGUUCUCAGUGGAAUAGGCCAGCGAAGGUUGCUGAUGAAGAAAGAGAGAGAGAAAGAGUCAUGA
Molecule: messenger RNA, 717 nt
Organism: Guillardia theta CCMP2712
Lineage: Eukaryota; Cryptophyceae; Pyrenomonadales; Geminigeraceae
Exons: 4
Coding region: 1-717 (238 amino acids)
Source: RefSeq, a predicted model, not a curated record